CUAGCGCACUCGCUGUUUUGGCCAAAAUUCCGCUAAAAGAGCAUCACAGCUGGCGGACGACGCAAUUCGUCAGUUGAUUUUACCAAACAAUAGCACAAAAUAGUGCAAUGUUUUCGAUAUUUGGCAAACGCAAGCCCGCGGAAACGCCCACAGAUGACCAGCCCAUUCAGGGACCGGCUGAGGCAACACGUCCAGGCACGAGCGGCGAUGAUUUCGUGUUCAUAGAGCGCAAACCAGGACCGGAUGCUCCUCAUCCGGGCGUUCCGACCGGCUCCAUGUAUCCACCCAUGCCGCCAGCGGGCUAUCUGCCCUAUCCGCCGAUGCCAGGACCGCGCAGCGAUCAAGUGAAGCAGCCCGGCGCCCAAGGACCCGUCAACUACUUGCAGGACAUUCCCUUCGAGCUGGCACCCGGAUUGGCCACCAAGGAUCGCUACACCAGCACCCAGAUGCAGGUGGACAGCAUACUGGCGCUACUAACACGCCAGCUGUCCGUGGACGAGCUGGCCGAGGAGUACACCUUCGCCCUGGAGCGAUCCGUGCAGAACGAGUGUUACUAGCUUUAGUCCACAGAUCCACUGGUUACUAUACAUGCAUACAUUACACUACAUAUAAUAAAACGUUGCUUAUUUAAUUGUAAACCACA
Drosophila simulans is the source of this 643-nucleotide messenger RNA. RefSeq lists its product as uncharacterized. The record is from RefSeq and is a predicted model, not a curated record. The coding region runs from base 108 to 557 and encodes 149 amino acids. Lineage: Eukaryota; Metazoa; Arthropoda; Insecta; Diptera; Drosophilidae. The transcript has a single exon.